AUGUCACGAACCGAUGGCGUCUUCCAAGGGCUGGCCGAUCAGCGACAGCCGAUGCCCUGGAUUGAGGCCUUCAGACGUCAACAGGAGGGAAAGCCUGCUCAUGAUUCCGGCGAUACGCCCAAGGAGAGGGACUUGACACCCAGAAAGAUGAGCGAUAGCUACCAUCGUGUUGUGCUGCCUCUCAAGAAGGAUCCUUGGUUGUCGGAUACAUACGUCAAUUCGUCUGGGCACAUCAGACUUGGAACGCUGUUCAUGGAUCUUGAUGCUCUUUCUGGAAUUAUCGUCUACAAGCACACCGGCCCAGGCGUCACGACCGUCACUGCUGCUCUGGACAGAAUCACGAUAGCCCACCCCCUCACCGAGAUUUGCGAUCUUGAGUACAGCGGUCAAGUCACGUACGCUUCCGGCCGAAGCAGUGUCGAAAUUACAUGCAAAGUCGCCAAAGCUAGAGAAGAAGGGGAGCCCAGCAAGCCGGAAGAUGUCCUUCUCACCUGCACAUUCACCAUGGUCGCUCUAGAUCCCAACACCCGCAAACCCGUCAACAUCCCCAAGCUCGUACCCACAAACGCGGAGGAAGAGAAGAUCUUCAAAGCCGGAGAAGCCAAAUCACUGUCCAAGAAGGAGACUUCAAAGGCAUCACUUCUACAAACAGAGCCAAAUGAUGCUGAGUCAGCCCUGAUCCAUCAGAUCUGGCUACGACAGCUUGCUUACCACGAUCCCAACAACGAUCUUCGCCAACCAUCCAACGUUGUGGCUAUGUCCAAGACGCAGCUUUCUACUGCUGCUAUCAUGCAGCCGCAGUUCCGCAACCGCCAUCAGACGAUGAUCUUUGGUGGUUUCCAUUUGAAGCAGACCUUUGAGCUUGCGUUUUGUUGUGCGGCUAGUUUCGCUCAUGCUCGUCCGACUUUCAUCAGCGCCGAUCCUUGCACCUUUCGCAAUCCCGUUCCCGUCGGAAGUGUGCUCUAUCUCACCGCCACUGUUGCGUACACUGAUCCUCCACUGUUAGAAGAGGACGGUAGAGAGCCUGGUUUCCCUGAUAACGAGAAUCCUAUGACUCGUGUUCAUAUUCGAGUUGAUAGCAAGGUUCGUGAUGUUGAGCACGGAGUCGCCAAGCCCACUGGUCAGUUCAACUAUACUUUCUCUGUGCCUAAGGACCUGAAGGUUCUUCCGCAUACGUAUGAGGAGUAUAUGGUUUAUGUUGAUGCUAGGAGACGUGUUUCGUUGGGAGAUAGUCAGAGGGAAGAGGAGCAGAAGGCGUUCUCGGAGAAGCGGCCUGAGGCUUCUGAGAAGAAUUUGAUAGGAUAG
Messenger RNA from Fusarium coffeatum, 1305 nucleotides. RefSeq lists its product as uncharacterized. The record is from RefSeq and is a predicted model, not a curated record. Gene Ontology annotation, cellular component: mitochondrion. Gene Ontology annotation, biological process: acyl-CoA metabolic process. The transcript has a single exon. NCBI's taxonomy places the organism in Eukaryota, Fungi, Ascomycota, Sordariomycetes, Hypocreales, Nectriaceae. Gene Ontology annotation, molecular function: fatty acyl-CoA hydrolase activity. Bases 1 to 1305 code for a protein of 434 amino acids.